Polyodon spathula (Mississippi paddlefish) is the source of this 595-nucleotide messenger RNA. Its product is annotated as calcium/calmodulin-dependent 3',5'-cyclic nucleotide phosphodiesterase 1B-like. Lineage: Eukaryota; Metazoa; Chordata; Actinopteri; Acipenseriformes; Polyodontidae. The coding region runs from base 16 to 315 and encodes 99 amino acids. The transcript is spliced from 3 exons. The record is from RefSeq and is a predicted model, not a curated record.
UCUCUGCUGACGGACAUGGCUGAGAAGAUCGUGAUCCCGCUGGUUCAGGAAAACCCAUCACCGCCUGACUCCUGCAAAAGGCUCAGCUUCUUGUGGAGAGAGAGUUCUCGGGGUCUGGAGUGGAAUCAAGCCCACAUCACAGCCGAGCUGCGCAAUUUCCGCUCCACCUGGACCCGGUACACGCAGCAGAACAAACUGAAGUGGAAGGAGCGCGCUGCCAACAAAUCUGCAGACCAGAGCUCCAUCGAGGAGCUGUCUUUGGGUGAAGAGGAAUACUCAGAGGAGGAUGCAGUGCAGCUCUGUCACAAGGACUAGUGUCCUGGUCCGGGCAGCCCGGUGCCUGGUGUGGGUGUCAUGGCAAAUUCUGCCACCCUGCCCACAGGCGCCAAUCUCUACUGUAAGGUGGUGGGGACAAAACAUGUGGCAAUAUAGGACAAAUUCUUAAAAACACAGAUGGCGAGUAUUGAAACGGCGAUAGCGAUAUGAAAUGUUUUCAAUGUGUAUUUUAACUAUAAACUAUUCUGCUUCAGAAACGCUAUGUUUAAUCGCAUUGUUACUUGACAAAUCAUGGUAAUUAUUUAGAAAGGAGUAAGGU